AUGAAAGCAAACGACGACUUUUGUUUAAAGCGAUGGAAUUUCACUUCGCACAUGAGUCUUAAGAAGGAGAAAAGAUUUUGUAAAGUUUUAUGUCGCUUGGUUGGAGGGAAAAGUCACGAUUUGGGAAAAGGGGAGUCGAAUCCCAACGCGCCAUAUUCUACGGGACGUGAUGUUACUGAGAUUCUGGAGAGAUUCUUAAUUAUUUCAGGAAAAGAAAGUAUACAACAUCCGGUGAAAUGGUGGAAUGAUUGA
This is a messenger RNA of Clunio marinus, 252 nucleotides long. The record is from the annotation of a GenBank genome assembly. NCBI's taxonomy places the organism in Eukaryota, Metazoa, Arthropoda, Insecta, Diptera, Chironomidae.